This is a messenger RNA of Podarcis muralis (Common wall lizard), 3503 nucleotides long. RefSeq names its product EPS8 signaling adaptor L1 (gene EPS8L1). Gene Ontology annotation, biological process: Rho protein signal transduction; positive regulation of ruffle assembly; regulation of Rho protein signal transduction. The record is from RefSeq and is a predicted model, not a curated record. Gene Ontology annotation, cellular component: plasma membrane; ruffle membrane; vesicle. Gene Ontology annotation, molecular function: actin binding. NCBI's taxonomy places the organism in Eukaryota, Metazoa, Chordata, Lepidosauria, Squamata, Lacertidae.
AAAAAAAAAAGGCACCUGGUGAGUGACUGCUACCUGCCCAGGUAUGCAAGGGGUGUGGUUCAGCUGACAGGCUCGCUCUCAUAGGGACUGGUAAGUCUCAAGCCACAUCGGUAGUUUCUACUUGCCAUGUCAGAUGCCACCAGCUGGGUGCCCAAAGCAGAGAUGGUUGAGAACUGAAGACAAGGACUGUUGCGUACAAGGUUGCAUUGGGACUUUCGGACGAGGCCGCUGACAUCAUGAGCGACUCAGGAAGCCUCGGCAGUGACCGCUCCAAGCCCAGUGCCAGAGCCAUUUAUGAGCAGAGGAAGAAGUAUUCCAGCAUUAUCAUGGCAGACGUCUCACAGUAUGCCGUCAAUCACUUGGUGACCUUCUCCAUCGGGGAUGAGGAUGACUUGGCAACCGUGGAGGAUGCCACCAGGAAACUGUCCGUCAUGGAUGCCCAAGGGAAGAUCUGGGUUCAGGAGAUGUUGCUUCAGGUCAACGGGUCGGCCAUCAAGCUCUUCGACAUAGACUCAAAGGAGGAGCUAGAGAACUACGGAUUAGCAGCUGUGGCUCGUUGUGAAGCCGUUCGACCUGAGUCUCGAUCCCAGUCGCUGCUUCUGCUUGUGUGCCAGGAACCCCACCAGCUCAAACCAGAUGUCCACUUCUUUGAAUGUGACCAUGUAGGGGCAGAAUUGAUCCAGCAGGACAUUAAUGGAGCUCUGUUGGACUUCAAGUCAGGCGGAAAUGCUCAGCGGAAGGAGGCGCUCAGAGCUACCCAGAAUUGGCUUGGCAGCCAGACCAACAAGGCUCCGGAGACCCUGCCUCAGUCUGCUAAAGAGGUGCCCUCCAGGACAAUGGUUAUCGUGCCAGAGCAAAAGGAGAACGAUAUCUCGGCAGCUGAAUCUGACCUGGCCUUUGUUCAGGCCGAGCAAAAUGUGGAGCUGCUGAACCAUGUUUUUGACGACGUGGAAGCCUUCAUAGGGAAGCUGCAGAAAUCGGCCGAAGCUUUCCGUGUCCUGGAUCAACGCAAGCGCUCCGCAAAGGGGCGUCGCCGGGGGCCAGGCGAGGGACUCCUGACAAUCCGAUCCCGGCCUCCUCCCCAAGAGGAGUUUGAAGAUGCUCUGGCAAAGAUGAAAUAUUCCUUCAGCCUUCUGGCAAGGCUGAAAUCGAACAUUGCAAACCCUACCUCAGAGGAGCUCAUACAUUUUCUCUUCAACCCCUUGAAGCUGGUUGUGGAGUCUUCAGGGGGACCAUCGUUCGCUUCUGAGCUGCGCAGCCCUAUGCUGACCCUGGAAGCAGUGACCCUGAUGCGAGGCUGCUUGGGAGACCAGGAGACGGAACUGUGGUAUUCACUGGGUGAAAACUGGACCAGGCCAAGAGUGGACUUCCCCCGGGGCUACGCAGACCCCUACAACCCAACUUUCCGGAGUGGCUGGGAGACGCCACGCCUGGACGCUUCUGGCCAGCCUUGGGAAGACCCAGUGGAGAUGCAGCACCGACACGAAGAACGUCGCGCCCAACAAUCAGCUCCCACAAUUGCAGCCAAUGGACGUAAACACCCAGAGAGCAAGUCUGUGAUCUCCACCCAUAACUUCACAGCCAGAAACAACAACGAACUCUCAGUACUUCAUGGAGAAAUGUUGCAGGUCCUGGAUGACAGCAAGAAGUGGUGGAAAGUUCAGAACCACUACGGUCAGGUUGGCUACGUCCCUUAUAAUAUUCUCGCCCCAGUUCUAAACCACAACAGCACUCCUCAGGUCAACGGAACCAGCCCAGCGAUAUCCAAGAAAAGUCCACCUCAGCCGCCACCCAAGACCAAAAAUCUGUACACAAAUGGCAGAAAUUGGGCCAGCACAGAGGCACUUAACAUGGACCUGAGUGAGCGAGAGCGCUUCAACACGGUGAACGAGGAGCUCGCCCUGAGACUGGCCAAUGGGACAACUAGCCAUAGCAGGAACCUUCACAUCCAGCGGGCUGCAGACACCAACCUGCCUUUAGGAUACGAUUCAGACCCUGCUCAAGUUCGGACCUGGCUGGAAGCCAAAGGAUUCAGCCCAUUGACAGUAAGUGCCCUGGGGGUCCUAAACGGAGCUCAGCUUUUCUCCCUGAAGAAGGAUGAGUUCAGAGCUGUCAGCCCAGAGGAAGGAGUUCGAGUCUACAGCCAGGUCACAGUCCAGAGAGCCCUAUUGGAGGAUUCUGGGAAAGUAUCAGAGCUAGAGGCUGUGAUGGCGAAACAGAAAAGGAAACUGGAGGGUUUGAAUCCGUAGAUGGGAGAUCGCCCCGUUUGGUGUGGGAGUGCCCCCUGUUGAAGCAUUGAGGAACUGCAUGGUAACAGGCUCUGAAGCCGCACCAUCAUCCCAAAUUCUCCCCACAUCACCCAAGAUCUGCAUUCUACAGCAGCGUUUGUUUUGAGCUAAACUUCUUGUUGUUGAGCAUAUGUUCCUGUAAAGCAAAUUACCGCCUUCAAAUCAUAUCCCAGAUUUUCUCUCCAACUCCCUUUUGAAAUAGUCAUCAGAAGAAACCUCUCUUCUCUCAGUCAGUAGAACAUGAGACUCUUAAUUGUAGGAUUGUGGGUUCGAGCCACACAUUGGGCAAAAGAUUCCUGUACUGCAGGGGGUUGGACUAGAUGACCCUGGCGGUCCCUUCCAAUUCUACAAUUCACCUAGCCCACACGCCUUCCCUCCCCAAAUGCGGGGGGAAAUGGAAUAGCAGCAACUCUUCCUCAUUAUAACAGAGAACAUUCAUGCCGCGUUCAUUUAUCUCCUUUCAUACAAAAUGAAAUAAUGUUUAUCUUUUACAGAAGGUAAUGGACCUAGGUCUGGCUCACUAGGAAAACUGGAUUGAAUUAUUAUCAUUAAUUAAAUUUUACAAGCUUUGCAACAGAUCUCCAUGGAAUUUCCACUCAUCAAAUCAACUGUUCUUCCAUUUCUGUGCAUUCCUGUUGUUUGCUAUCUCUUUCUCCCCACCUGUCCCUGAAUUUUCCAGUUAAAUCUAGGCCUGGAUAUUGCCGUACGCGUUAUUUGUCUUGCAGUUGCACUGCAUCAUUAUCUUUGCAGCUUUAAAUCGGCACUGCAUCAUAGUGGUUGUAGUCAAAACUUUUGUCUCCACUUUCCAUCAGGGUGAGUUGGCAACUCAUGAGUAUUUUUCAGCAAGAAAUCUUCUGUUGCCAGGAUUUAUCCAUCUAUCUUUAUUUGAAUAAGAGAAUAGCUCGGCUGAAAUGUAUUAAGUAUCUCAGGAAUGUUUCCUCCUUCAGGAGAGACAUGGGAAGCUAUGGAACAAGCUUUUCUACAAGAUCAUUCCUUCACCCUUAAAGGAUUUUUCCCACUGACAAACUCACACUUUCAUUCCAUGGAGUUAAUGUAAGCUGACAUUGGGCACUACCAACUCCUGUCACCAGAUGACAGUCUCUAUUUGAGGCAAACCAAGUUACCCUUCACAAACUGUAUUUGGAAAACGUCAUUUCCCCCACUUUCAUUGUGUACAUAAAAGCUUUGCCAGGUUUUAACAACUUGGCCCUUUCA